Molecule: messenger RNA, 315 nt
Organism: Trichoderma breve
Lineage: Eukaryota; Fungi; Ascomycota; Sordariomycetes; Hypocreales; Hypocreaceae
Exons: 3
Coding region: 1-315 (104 amino acids)
Source: RefSeq, a predicted model, not a curated record
AUGUAUGCUAUUCUAGCAACCAUCACCCCUAAGGCCGGGUCUUUGCAGAAAGUCACCGAUCUUGUCAAAGCUAUCGGGAAGUACGCAGAAGACCAUGAACCAGAAUGCGUUGAAUUUCGGCUCUGCAUGGAAGUGGACCCGGAGGGAAUUGAAGCAAUCCAUACCAUAGAGAAAUUCAAUACCCUCAGUGGCCUACGCACCCAUCAAACUACGCCUGCAUUGGCUGAUUUCUACAAUAUUACCGCUGAUCAAGAUCUUUUGGAGAAAGAAACCGUAGUUAGGAUUGUGAAGGGUGUGUAUGGAUAUCAUGUCUAA